AUGAGUAAUUUGGAAAAGGUAGCAUAUGAGCAGCUGGUAGAGGAACUAAAAAAUAAAUACCUGUUUUUUAAAAAAUACAAUAAUGAUUUUUUUUAUAAUCAAACAGAAAAUGAUGAAUCAUUAAAACCAUGUUGUGACACACAUAAGAGAAGCAACAAAGAUAAAGAUGGCGAUGACGACAUGAAAAAAUAUACCAACCUGCUAGUGGAAGAAAUGGAUAAAUCUUUUUGUACGUUAGAAAAAAAUAAUACAAUAAGUUCUUUAUGUAAUACCUUUUUAAAAAGUUACAAAUCUCACACUAAUAGUUACUAUGACUAUAUUAAUCAAAAUUAUAUGAGCUCAGAUGUUUAUCAAACAAAUAUGGAAAACUAUAUACAACGUAAAUCAGACAAGCUACCUACCCAGUGCUCUAAAAAUUUACAAAAAAAUUUUCAAACAAUUUCGGAUCACGAAGAAAAAAAUAUAGAGACCAUACAAGAACAAAUAAAAAAGAGAACUGUGGAAAAGGACAGAAAAAAUAAAGUAAAACAUAAAGCUAUAUGUAAAAUAAAAAAAAUUAAAAAAAAUAAUGAUACUGAAAAUAUUGAAAAAUAUCCAGAAGAAAAAAAUGAAAUACAAUAUUUCAUUCAACAUAAAAUAAAAAAUAAUGUAGAUAUAGGAUUUUCUGAUAUUUCUUAUAUCCCAUUUAUUAAAAAAUGUUUUUAUAUAAACUAUGGAUGUGUCAAUAUGAAUAUAUUCAAAAAAAAAAUACACACAGUUUUUAUGAUUGAUAAUUAUGUAAAACAAAAUAAUAAUAAAAAUACACCAAAAUAUAAAAGAAUAAUAGCAUUUGAAAAUUUUGGAAAACGAUUAUUUUUAAAAAAUAUAAAACCACAUUCAAUUGUAAAAGGAUGGAUAUAUAAAUAUGAUGUAACAUGUAAAUGUUUUUUUGUUAAACUUUUUUCAAUUCAAAAUGGAAAUCAUAUAGACAAUAAUUACCCAAAUCAUAUAUCUAAAAAUGAUAAAAAAAAAGAAUAUUUUAUAAAAAGUUAUCGAAAAAAAAAAGACAAUAAUAAUGAUAUAACCCAGUUUGAUGAAUUAAAUAAAAAUGUUGAAAAUUCACAAACACACCAUUUAAUAAAAUCCGAAUUUAAAAAUGCAAAAAGAGAAAUCAUUGCAUGUCUUCCUUUUGAUUUUAUCAAUAACUAUGAGUUUGUUAAUAAUUUAGAUACCCAAGGUCUAAACUUAGAUCAACAUUUUAAAAACUUUCUAGGUAUGAAUAUAUAUGCCCAAAUUUUUAACGACUCCAAAUAUAUAGAGUCAAAUUUUAAUCACAUACUAUAUAAAUAUGACUUUGAUUUUUUUAUUACAUUUAAUUGUAAUAACCAUAUAUGUAAUGACAAAAUCGGGUUUGCAUUUAAGGAAGUACCUACGGAUAUUUUGAAAAAUGAAACUAUCAUUAGUAAUAAUUCAAAAGGGUGUAAUAAAUUUUUAAUGACCAUUUUUAAUUUUUUACUUUUUUCCAGUAAACAAUUUUUAAAUAAUGAAAAUAUAAUAUAUAAAGAAAAAUAUUUCUUACUAGAUCUAUCACAUAUACCAUCAUUAAUACAUUUUAAUCUUAGAAAUAACUUAUUUAAAAUAGAUAUUGGAUAUACUAUAACUCAAAAACAAAAUCUAUUUUGGUCGAACACCACUUUUAUCGAAGCAUUUGAAAUAUAUAAAAAUAAUAGUGAAUAUUAUAAAUUUUUAAAAAAUUAUUUCUACCUAGAUUAUAAUAAAACACAUUUUACUUGUAUUUAUGAUUAUCGAGUAAAUAAAUUUACAACUGAAACAAACAAACAUUUAGGAAAAAAAACAACCAAUUUGAAAAAAAACAAACAUGAUAACUCCAAUAAUAGUCCACAGAUCCACAAAAAAAAAAAAAAAAAAAAUAACGACCACAAUGAAAAUAGUAACAGUAACCGAAGUAACAUAACAAGCAUCUCACCACCCCCUAAUGCUGAACAAUCCAUUAUUUCUAAAGUCAAAUUUUUAAACCCCAACUUAUAUAAAACAAAAUGGGUAUACGAUUUCUUUGAGUGCAUUAAAUUAAGUAUUAAUCUGAAUAAUAAUAAUGUUCUAGCAAAUUUUUUACUUAGCUUAGUUCUUUUUGAAUUAAGUUGUUAUUCAGAGUCUUUCCUUUUUCUAUUUAGGAUUUUUAAAAUAAAAAAAAUAUUUAUAGAUAGUUAUAAAUUAAAAAAUAUUGUAUGUACAAUUUUUAUCAACCAAUUAAACAACCCUAUUGAUAAAGAUAUAUUAUGGGAUAAUAUUAUCAAUUUUAAACAAUACGACUUAUUUAAUAUGAAAGAAGAUACCUCAGAAGAAUAUUGCAAAAAUGUAUUUAAAAGAAAUCAAAACAUAGUAAAUAUUCUCAAUAAUAUUAAGUUAAAAUAA
Molecule: messenger RNA, 2412 nt
Organism: Plasmodium vinckei vinckei
Lineage: Eukaryota; Apicomplexa; Aconoidasida; Haemosporida; Plasmodiidae
Product: conserved Plasmodium protein, unknown function
Exons: 1
Coding region: 1-2412 (803 amino acids)
Source: RefSeq, a predicted model, not a curated record